Molecule: messenger RNA, 729 nt
Organism: Desarmillaria tabescens
Lineage: Eukaryota; Fungi; Basidiomycota; Agaricomycetes; Agaricales; Physalacriaceae
Exons: 6
Coding region: 1-729 (242 amino acids)
Source: RefSeq, a predicted model, not a curated record
AUGGCACAGUGGAUCAUUCAGCCUUGUAAUUGCACGUACAUGUCGGGCUUGGAGAACGGGGCCACAUGUGACAGUCUUUACUUUUCACUGCCACCAGUCAGAGGAGAUGAAGGGUGUUGGAAAGGAUGCCUGAUCAGCCAAUGGAGACAUCUUCCGUUCUGGUCUUGUCGCCGCCAAGUGCUACGUCUGUGCCAGUGUCAAGGCAUCUAUCUCAAGAAGAUUUUACCUAGGAAAUUCCAUCCUGUGUAUCUGCAUGCUACACUGCUGAAUCAAGAAAAGGGUCUCACCAAAAGAAAUGACGCCGCACUACUCGCACCGAACCAUGAGUCCAACAUCAAAGUUCUCAAUAAAACCAUUGGUCCCACCACCAAAGUGUACCGUCGGAUCCCGUUCCACCCGUUUGGCGAAUUUACUGCCCCUUUCCUAAUCGUCUUCGACUUUCUCAUGUACAGCACACCCUCUCCAUGCUUGCACCAUUACACUGCCACCUCAUCCUCACAUGAUUGCCGCCUACCUCACCGAUCCCUGGAUGCACUAUCCCCAUCAUCCGAGACCACUUCACCGGUGCUGUCAAAAACGAUGGCCCUCCUCCAGUUCAUGAUCGACAUUUUGCUAUCCCUUCUCUGCCGUCGUUUUCACGGAGAAAUAGAUCAACAUGAACGGCGUGGUGGCGGUGUAAGUUUUGAGGACGAACUUGGCUGGUUCCCUGGAAUCGAGGCUGCAAAGUAA